UGGACGGGCAGCGCCGACCCCGACCCUGGGGGGGACCCAGAGACACAGGCUCCCACCUGGGGCGUCCGGUGACCGAGCAGAGCUGCGGCCACUCCAGCUGAGUGAACCUUUCCAUGGAGGGGGCCGGCGAGGAUCCCACCGUAUUCACUGCCCACUCUCUGCCCAGUGACCCCCGGCUCUUGGCCACUGUGACCAAUGCAUACCUGGGCACACGUGUGUAUCAUGAUACACUGCAUGUGAGUGGCGUGUACAAUGGGGCUGGCAGGGACACACACCGGGCGAUUCUGCCCAGCCCCCUCAACGUCCGGCUGGAGGCCCCUGCCGGGACAGGAGAACAGCUGACCGAGACCUUUGCCCUGGACACCAACACAGGCUCCUUUCUGCACACACUGGAGGGCCCUGUCUUCCGCGCCUCCCAGCGAAUCUAUGCCCACCGCACACUGCCCCACGUCCUGGCCUUCAGUGUGUGCCUCACCCGCCUGGCCACAGGGGGCCAGCCCAUCACGGUGCUGCUGCGGUCAGCCUUCUCCCCAGAAAGCCCAGACCUGGACCUGCAUGUGGGACCUGACUUCCAGGGAGCCCGGUACCUGUACGGCCACACGCUCACCCCUGAGCAGCCUGGGGGGCUGCAGCACGAGAUACACAUGCUGUGGACACCAGUGCCCCCAGCCCUGACCCUGGGGGAAGGCGAGGAGGACAGGACCUGGGACUUUCUGACCGUGGUGGGUAGCAGCCAGGCUGAGGCCCAGGCGUGCCUCACUGAGGCCCUCCAGCUGCAGGCCGGGGGCACCCUGUAUGUGGCCAACGCACAGGCCUGGGCCCAGCUCUGGGCAGGCUGUGGCCUGGAUGUGGCAGGGCCCCUACCCCUGCGCCAGGCCCUGCGUGGCUCCCUCUACUACCUGCUCAGUGCCCUGCCCCAGCCCGGGACCCCAGGAUUUGUUUGCCAUGGCCUCAGCCCCGGGGGCCUCUCAAAUGGGAGCCGUGAGGAGUGCUACUGGGGCCACGUCUUCUGGGACCAGGAUCUCUGGAUGUUCCCGAAUGUCCUGCUGUUCCACCCGGAGGCCGCCAGGGCUAUCCUGGAGUACCGCAUCCGGACGCUGGGGGGCGCUCUAGAGAAUGCCCGGAACCUGGGCUACCAGGGAGCCAAGGUUGCCUGGGAGAGCGCGGGCUCCGGCCUGGAGGUCUGCCCCGAGGACAUUUACGGGGCCCAGGAGAUCCACGUCAACGGGGCCGUGGCGCUGGCCUUCGAGCUGUACUACCACAGCACGCAGGACCUGCAGCUCUUCCGAGAGGCUGGCGGCUGGGACGUGGUCAGCGGCGUGGCGGAGUUUUGGUGCAGCCGUGUGGAGUGGGGCCCCAGGCAGGAGGAAUGCCACCUGAGGGGAGUCAUGCCCCCCGACGAGUACCAUUCAGGGGUCAACAACUCCGUGUACACCAAUGUCCUGGCCCAGAACAGCCUGCGCUUUGCUGCUGCCCUGGCCCAGGACCUGGGUCUGCCGGUCCCCGACCAGUGGCUGCUGGUGGCUGAUAAGAUCAAGGUGCCCUUUGACCCGGAGCGGAACUUCCACCCGGAGUUUGAUGGGUACGAGCCUGGAGAGGAGGUGAAGCAGGCAGACGUGGUGCUCCUGGGCUACCCGGUCCCCUUCCCCCUGAGUCCUGCCAUUCGCAGGACAAACCUGGAGAUCUACGAGGCUGUGACGUCCCCCCAGGGCCCUGCCAUGACCUGGAGCAUGUUUGCCGUGGGCUGGAUGGAGCUAAAGGAUCCAGUGAAGGCACGGGGUCUACUGGACAGGAGCUUUGCCAACGUCACCGAGCCCUUCAAGGUGUGGACGGAGAAUGCUGACGGCUCAGGCGCCGUGAACUUCCUGACAGGCAUGGGGGGCUUUCUGCAGGCGGUGCUGUUUGGGUGCACAGGGUUCAGGGUCACCAGGAGAGGUGUGACCUUUGAUCCUGUGUGCCUGGCGGAGAUCCCCAGAGUGUGCGUCUCUGGCAUCUUCUAUCAGGGGAACAAGCUUAACUUUUUCUUCUCUGAGGACUCUGUGACAAUCGAGGUUGUGACCCGGGCAGGGCCCUGGACACCCCCACUGGAGGCCGAGCUAUGGCCAUCAGAGGCUCGGCUCCCCCUGCCACCAGGACAGAAGGCCUCCUUUCCCCGCUCAGCUGGCCGGAUACAAAGGUCACUCCCAUAGCAGCCUGCAAGUUCCAGCUCCAAGGGCGUCCCAGGAGAAGUUUGAAGACAUUAGACGCUGGUCCCCUGGGACCACAGGACCCCCCUCUGAGAUGACCUUGGUCCCUCAGGCCCAACUGGGCCCCUCCCCAGCCUUGACUCCCCAUGGCAGGCGUCCCCAGGUGUCCCCAGGCAUCUCUCUGCCCCUGUGGGUGGACACCAGCACCCACUGUCCCUCGGUGCCCUUUCUCACUCCCUCCCUCCAGUGCGCUUUCCCGAGCUCCUGCAGCCAGGGCCUGAGCCUGUGGUCUGACCUCUGGCCUCUUGUCCUUAGACUCUUCCGAGUGCCGUGGUCACAGGUCACAGUCCACAGGACCAGAUGCAGGGUGGCUAGCAGCUCUGCUGAGAAACCAGAGGCAGGUGCAGGACAGGGAGGUGGACAGCAGGGACUGGGAGAGGUGUAGGAACAGCACUCGGCCACCUGCACCAUCACUUAGGCGUCUCAGUCACAGCUUCACCAGAAAGGAACUUGUGUCAUCGUGCAGUUGAGGAUCAGGCAUGGCUGAGUCCAGGUGCCCAUGGGAUGUUAUGGGGAUGUGUCUCAGUCUUUGGCUGCUCUGGACCGUGGCCACUUUGGUCAGAUUGGACAGCCUCUGGCACAGAGUGGGUUGGGAUGGGCAGCCUUUCCUCAAUCAAGUGCCCAUGAGAAGAGAGUGGGGAGCCAUUGUGAGAUAAAGGACAGACAGAUGCCAGAGCAAGACCCCAUGUCUCCCCACUGACCAGCCACAGGGACCAGAGCCAAAUGUGCAAGGGUUCAAGGCCAUGGCCCCUGGCCCAUCUGUCCUGGGCAGGCUGUGUUCAGCCCUUGGGAUGGGUCAGCGAUGGUUUCCCAAGAGUGGGGUGAAAUGACGUCUGCUGCCGAAAUCCCGGGGAGGACCAGGCCCCCUGCACAGAG
Molecule: messenger RNA, 3122 nt
Organism: Cynocephalus volans (Philippine flying lemur)
Lineage: Eukaryota; Metazoa; Chordata; Mammalia; Dermoptera; Cynocephalidae
Gene: PGGHG
Product: protein-glucosylgalactosylhydroxylysine glucosidase
Exons: 14
Biological process (GO): carbohydrate metabolic process
Cellular component (GO): cytosol
Molecular function (GO): protein-glucosylgalactosylhydroxylysine glucosidase activity
Source: RefSeq, a predicted model, not a curated record